This is a messenger RNA of Argentina anserina (silverweed cinquefoil), 1532 nucleotides long. Its product is annotated as putative cyclin-D6-1. The transcript has 6 exons. The record is from RefSeq and is a predicted model, not a curated record. Gene Ontology annotation, cellular component: cyclin-dependent protein kinase holoenzyme complex; cytoplasm; nucleus. Gene Ontology annotation, molecular function: cyclin-dependent protein serine/threonine kinase regulator activity. Gene Ontology annotation, biological process: regulation of cyclin-dependent protein serine/threonine kinase activity; mitotic cell cycle phase transition. The coding region runs from base 62 to 1030 and encodes 322 amino acids. Lineage: Eukaryota; Viridiplantae; Streptophyta; Magnoliopsida; Rosales; Rosaceae.
CCUCACUACUCUGCUCUUCCUUCCCAAAUAUGUCUUGAAAAACUUGAGUGACUAAACAUCCAUGGAGUACGACCUUGAAAAUCCACUAACAAUUUCCCAUGAAAUCCACUCUGACUCGGUCACUUCUCUGUUCUCCAUCGAAUCCGAUCACAUUCCAUCCGAGAAUUACUUCCAAACUCUUCAAGCUGGAGACUGUGACAUCUCUAUUAGAAGAGAAGCCAUUGCUUCAAUCUCACAGCUCUGUUGUAACUCUGAUAACUUCUUAUCCUACCUUGCUGUCAAUUAUCUUGAUCGGUUCUUGUCCUUCCAAGGAAAGCUGCAACCAAAGCCUUGGAUCACAAAGCUCCUUGCAGUCUCCUGCGUUUCUCUAGCAGCCAAGAUGAAGAAAACUGACUUUUCUGUCCUCGAUUUUCAGGGAGAUGGGGGUAUCAUUUUCGAUACUCGAACUAUAGAGAGAAUGGAGUUUCUGAUUUUGGGAGCUCUAAAAUGGAGAAUGCGGUCCAUAACUCCCUUCUCUUUCAUUCUUUUCUUCAUUUCUUUGUUCAAACUUGACGAUCCUCCAUUGAGGCUAGCUCUCAAAGACAGAGCCACCCAGAUCAUCCUCAAAGCUCAAAAUGAUGUGAAGCUUUUGGUGUUCAAGCCAUCAAUAAUUGCAGCCUCUGCUCUCCUCUCCGCUUCUCAUGAGUUAUUCCCCAUGCAAUGCCCCUGCUUCAAAAAAGCACUGUCCAACUGUUCAUAUGUAAAUAAGGUAAAUUUACUGCAAUGCUACUAUUGUAUGCAGGACAGAGUGGUAGAUGAGUAUGAUUCAGUAUUGGAGAUGGUGUCUAGCUCAGUGACACCGGCCAAUGUGUUGGAUCAUACUUUUUCAAGCUCUGCAGACACUGGAACAACCACAGUGACUAGCAUUACCACUUUAAAAUUGGAGAGGGACAUCAAGAGGAGGAAAGUUAGUGACUGUUGUAACAAGCAUCACCACAGGGUUGUCCAAAUAAAUUUCUCAUCAGAUCCAGCAAAGCUGAGGCCUAGUUAGAGCUAAUGACAGAGCUCAACAAUUAAUGGUCUCUCCUUCUGUUUAUGAGAGUGACACUAGCUAAUAAGCUCUGCUCCAAUGACAGGAAAUGGAGGAGAAGAAAAAAAUAGAAAAACAAGUAAUGGGAAAGAAAACAAGAGGGGAGCGAAGAAGUUUCGCUAAACAGAAAAAUUACAGAAGCUUGUCCUUGCUCAACUGUUGCAACCCGCAACCUUGAUCCUACACAAGUUUAAAGUUAAAAGUCCAGACACCCCUAAUAAAGAGAAUGCAUCUACAACAAUAUUGGCUCUCUUCGGACAUGCUUGGAUGAAACCAAAACCUGCCAGUGCUGCUUUCAUUUUCUCUAGUGGUGAGCAGAUCGAAGAGAUGAAAAGAAAUGGUGGGUUUUUCCCGUUUCUCUUGUUUUCUUCCAAUUAUUAUUAGUUGAAGCUAUUUGCCUUUUGUAUUUUCUUUAGGUACCAAACAAAGACGAGACAUAAUAAAAACUAGCUUUGAAUUGAUA